This is a messenger RNA of Hypomesus transpacificus, 5037 nucleotides long. It is a transcript of the gene ppp1r16a, whose product is annotated as protein phosphatase 1, regulatory subunit 16A. The record is from RefSeq and is a predicted model, not a curated record. Bases 945 to 2780 code for a protein of 611 amino acids. NCBI's taxonomy places the organism in Eukaryota, Metazoa, Chordata, Actinopteri, Osmeriformes, Osmeridae. Gene Ontology annotation, cellular component: cytoplasm. Gene Ontology annotation, molecular function: phosphatase regulator activity; enzyme inhibitor activity; protein binding. The transcript has 12 exons.
UUACACCAUCUGGCCUGGAUCUAACAAUAUUCUGCAGGCUACAUAAGGCCUCACUUGGAGCUACUUUAUGAAGCUGAUGGUUAUUGAACCUUGAACAGGUGCGUCAGUAUAGCCUGAGUUCCCCAAAGACGUGCCUCUAUACCAGUAAACAACAAGGAGCCACCUCUACAGAUCCCCACCCAGGACUGGUCCUACCACAAUCCUGCCUCUCCAUGGCACUUUACAACAAGCUUUGUGCAAUAUUAAGGUCCUAUUGAAUGUUUUAAACCUGAUCUUUCUUUUUGGUUUGUUCUGGUGAUCUGCUUCCUCCCGGCUUAUGACUUCCCAUGGGGAGCACCAUCCACCCACACUGCUAAACAAGCUCUGAAUAUGGGUCCUUAUCAAAAGAGUUUUCUCAGGGAUCUGUUUCCAGGCAAGGGUGUCCAACAUGGACUGGGAGACAAGCUGGCACAGAUCUGGACAGGGGAGAACUAGCUUCUCUCGCUGGGUCAGACUCUGUCAGACUUUGAGGAAUACAGGCACACAGAGCUGCAAUGGAUGGAAGGACUGAAGAACAGUUCAAAAUCACGAUUCACAUAGGUCUGUUUUGGACAUGUACGCAUAUGUACAAUACAGCUGUAGAAUAAUUGUUUGGUAAGUGCUAGUUUGGUUGUUUGUGUAAAUUUCCAGGCCACAAAAAGCACAGAACUGUGGAAAAUGGGACACAUACAUUGAUACUACUUUACCCAUAAAAAAAACAAGCUUCUUCAAACCAUGGAAUACUGACCCCCUGAGAUUCGAGCGAUUAAGUCAUUUUACUAUGUUUGUCAGUUAAAUCACUGGAUGAUGUCUGUGGCAUUGAAGUCCAGAAAGUAAGUCAAGACCUAAAAGCAAACAGAGAGAAGGUAGGACUGGGAGUUGAGGGUUGGAGGUCAGAGGCGUGUGGCGGGCGGCGCCGGUGUGGAAUGGCAGAGCACGCCGAGCUGCUGGCUGAGAUGGCCACCGUGGGGCGUCUGAGCGCCGCCGAACGUGUCAAGCAUGCCCAGAAGCGUCGCACCCAGCAGCUGAAAGGCUGGGCCCAGAUGGAGAAGGACACGGCCCGGGGGGGCAAGGGAGGCAAAGGAGACAAGAAGAAGGGGCGCACGCGGCGGGUGGUCUUCCCCAGCAACAUCACCCUGCUGGAGGCCUCCGCCCGCAACGACCUGGAGGAGGUCAGGGAGAUGCUGAACAGUGGAGUCAGCCCAGAUCUUUACAACGAGGAUGGGCUCACUGCCCUGCACCAGCGAGCUCCUGCUGACGGCUGGCUUUGGGAGGAGCCCAGGAGCACCACCCAGCAGAGACACUGCUCUCUUUAUGAGCCACAAACACAGAACCUCCUGUCCAUGUACCAUGGGCAUGCACAUUUACACCUUCUAAAUUGUUGCAUAGAUGACUUUGUGGAGAUGGCCAAGUGCCUGCUGGACGCGGGAGCGAGCGUGAACGCCUGCGACAGUGAGCUGUGGACGCCCCUCCACGCUGCUGCCACCUGUGGACACACGGGGCUAGUGCAGCUCCUAGUGCAGGCCGGAGCCGACCUGCUGGUGGUGAACGCGGACGGAAACAUGCCCUACGACAUCUGUGAGGACGAGGCCACCCUGGAGCUCCUAGAGAUGGUCAUGACGGAGCAGGGUAUAACUCAGGAGCGUAUCUAUGAGGUCCGGGGGGCCAAAGAGAUGGAGAUGCUGAGAGUCUUGCAGGCGCAGGUGGAGGGUGGAUCAGACCUCAACGCCAAGGACGAACACGGAGCUACGCUGCUCCACAUCGCAGCAGCGAAUGGCUACUUGUCAGUGGGAGAGUUGCUGCUGGAGCACAGCAUUGAUGUGGAGCUGAAGGACGCUGAUGGCUGGACUCCCUUGCAUGCUGCCACCUACUGGGGGCAGAUUCAGAUGGUGGAGCUCUUGGUGGCUAACGGGGCCAGCCUCGACAGCAAGACCUCCCUGGAGGAGACGCCGCUGGACCUGUGUGUGGACGAGGAGAUGAGAGCCAAGAUGAUGGAUCUGAAGCACAAACACGACGCCAUCAUGAAGAGCCAGGACCGGCACAAGGGCACCCUGCAGAGACAGGCCUCUAGCACCAGCAGCCGAGGGAAGGUGGUGCGUCGCGUGAGCGUCAACGAGCGCUCCAGCCUGUACCGACGGGAGCACCACAAGGAGGCCAUGGUGUGGCAGGAGAGAGGCCGGCAGCCCGAGCCCCAGGACGAGGACGAGGACAGGCAGACGGACAACGAGCUCAACCAGCACGCCGCCAUGAGCGCUGGAGCAGGGACCACGUCCAGACUGGAGGAGAUGGAGAAGAGGGAGUCCAGCCUGGGGAACGGGGGAACGCCCUUGGCCCUGUCGGCCUCGGUUCCUGGGGAGAUGUGGGCUGGCGGGGGCAUCAUGGAGCGCAGCGCCUCCUACCAGCUCAGCCCCCCCUCCGGGUCAGCGCCCACGUCAGGGGAGGGAGAGGGCUCCGACAGCAUGACCAGGGAGAAGUCCCACCACACCCUAGCGGACCUGAAACGCCAGCGGGCGGCAGCCAAGCUGCACAAGCGCCCGGCGCCCCCGCCACCUCUCACCCCUCCCGCGGAGGAGGAGGCCCCAGCCUCACCCUUUCCAGAGGUGGCAACCCCUGCCCCCAGCGAGGCCCCCAGCCCAGAGGAGCGGGCUAGCCCCAGCGCGGUAUACUUCACCCCGGCAAGUGGAGACCCUCCCCUGCUUAAACUCAAAGCCCCUGAAGAGGACACCUCCAACACCAAGGAGCCCUGCUGCGGCAUCAUGUAGACACACUCACACACUCUCACUUGCUCACUGCCUGUCUCAUUAGGAACAUCCAGGGCGGAGGCGCACGCUCCAAAGUGGCAAAGCAUCUUUCGACAGAUUCUUUGCAAAACGCUUCGUUUGCUUAGGAAUUGAUUCACUCAUACUUUUUAUUUUAUUUUGUAUUCAAGACAUGCCAUUGAAUGUUGUCUCCACAUUUCGGCACUGUGCACUCCUCCCUACAAAGCUCUUAGUGGUGAUGCAACUCACAUUCCCCACAGCCUCUCCCAUGACCGCCCAUCCACUUCCAAUUUGUAGUCAUGUGUACUCAAACUUGAAACAGUGCAUGGCACCUCCAUUGUGGUGCAGAUGUUUGACAUUGUUCAUCACCAUGGCUAGCGUUAAACUCCAACUAUGGGACCGUAUAUGGAAGUUGUGUUAUGAGAAGGCAAACUGUCCUCAUGGAGAUUGCCCCCUAGUGGCUGUGUAUAGCCUUACAUACUCCAGUAUUACUCAAUACACCAUCCUUUAGCCUAUUACCACUGAUCUCUCCAUUCUGCAUUUCAAUCAGAGGUGGUCACAGUUUUCUCGUGAUGGCACGUGUGUUGGAUGGAAAGGCCUUUUGUCUUUAGAAGUUUGCCUUUCAUAUUGGAGGAUCAAGCGAGUGAGAGCUGACGGACCAAAGCUGAUUGUAAGGCCUUUCUUUUGGUCAAAUCUAACUUAAUGAAUGGAUGAUCUUUUCUAUUUUCAGAUUUAUUGACAGUGAUCAGUGAAAUGUAAUGUGACAGAGAUAGUAUAUUUAAGUGAAGGAUUGAGCAUAAAUUAGUCUCAAGAGAUUCUUUAAUGAUUGAUUAAGGGUACUUUAAUAUAACAUCUUUAUUUAUCUUAUUUAUUGUGUUUCAGACUUGCCAGUCUGUGAGCCAGGGUGCAAGAAUUGGGAGUGUUUAUAUGAGAUGACAACUGAUUCUUGUUUGUUGGUCUAAACUUGGUCUAAAUCUGCCUUUUUUCUUGACCAAUAAUGUCCUGAAUUGAUUUUUAUUUUGUUCAUAAUCUAAAGUUCCAGUGCACUUUGAAAAGCCUACAUUUUGAUACUCCUUUCUACGUGGUGCAAUUUGUAAAUGUAAUUUUGUUUUCUAAACGAUUUAAAGAGAUUAUAUUAAAGAAUUAUUUGAAAUUAUAUUGAAAUGCAUUUGAAGAUUGUAAGGAUAAAUCCUUAUUCGUAUUUGCUUUUUAAGCUUUCCACACCUCUAAAUAGUGCUGGAUGUAUAUAUUUACAUCUAUCAAAAACCAUACCUAAUAGCUUGCAUUGUAGCUUGAAAACAGUUGCCUUGAGUCAUCAUAAAAGAGCUGGCCCAUACAGUGCUGCAUCAUCAUCUGGCACAUAUUCAAGGUCCCACAUGGACUUCACAUAGAUGGAUGUGAAGUGAGAUCAAUUCAUUUAUCCACACGUCCUUCCUCAUGCUCCGUAGAGGGUUGUACUUCAUCCCCCAAUAGAUGUCAAUUCAUAACACAUUUUCCAUUUAUUGUUUGCUACAGUCUGUGAUUUGUUUUAAAAAGUUUGUCAUGUUUGCACAGAUUAUUUUUUUUAAUAGAUUUUUGUACAACAUGGGCUUACAGUACUUCUAUGGACGUUGCCACCUAUUUGUAUUUAUUCCGUCCAUUUAAGUAUUUUCAACAGAGGGAGGUUAACACAUGGCCAAAUCCUAACUUGAGAUCCCCACAAACACAUACAAACAGGGAACUUAGGUCAGGGUUUGGUCCAUCAUGUGAAGAUGGUGUCCUGACCCACAGUGGAAAGGAAUCAUGCUGCUCAACAGUCGUUCAAUUUCAUGAAUUCCUCAUGAAAUGAUGUCGUUGCACUGAGGUAAUUCACCAUGUUGUAUCCAUGGAGGAUGGCAUUCAGUGGCUUUUCAGUUCUGACCUUCAAUUUUAGAACCACCUUGAUUACAUGGGAGAAAGUAAACUCUACGACCUCUUGACUUCCCAUACAGUCACCCGCACGUCUGCCCUACAUGUACCUUCCUGGUUCCAAAAGGUAAUUAAUUGUAUAAGAAGUCAAAUGAAAACCUGUGCACUUCCCCCCCACACCUCCUUGUCGUCUCGUGUCAUUGAUGACCUUGGAAAUGUAAAGCCUUUGUAAAUAUUUUUUGAAUAAAUAUAUGAUGUCAAACUGGGAUUUGUUUUUCAAAUGGGAGUUUGGAUUGUGGCUCAAAUGGAUUAGGCGUCGGCUGAGAGCUGGUCAGCAGGGUGCACAAAUGUGAGGAGAGCCGAUACAUGAGGU